Molecule: messenger RNA, 2205 nt
Organism: Grosmannia clavigera kw1407
Lineage: Eukaryota; Fungi; Ascomycota; Sordariomycetes; Ophiostomatales; Ophiostomataceae
Exons: 3
Coding region: 1-2205 (734 amino acids)
Source: RefSeq, a predicted model, not a curated record
AUGUCGAUCAAAAACGAGGCUACGAAGGAGGAGCCUCUGAGCCCCUGGCUCUCGUAUAUUAAUGUCGACGACAAUGACAUUUUCAGCUACAGCAAUGACGCCGAUCUCGGUGUUAAGUCAGACGAUGAUUGGGGAAGCGACCAUUCAGAGAUGCUUGAACCCGAGAAGCCGCACUGGCUCAAAACUGAGCCCACUGUGGCUCCUGAUAUUGUGACUGGGCCGACACCCACGAAAGAAGACCUGGCAAGCGAGGCUCAUGCAGACUCCAAGGCGGACUACCACGUCGAGGCCAAGCUGGAGGAUGUCGUCCCCGUCAAGUCGGAUGUGGAUAAGCAAGAGCGAGUGACUCUCAGGGACAAUGGCAAGAACAAGGAACUCUGGUCAGUCAACGAGGACCUUGGGAACCUGUGUCUUGGGGAUGUAGUGCUGAAGGAGGAGUCUUCCUCCAGCAUCGGUUCGGCUUCGCUUGACAAAGUCUUCGAUUCUGUCCUAUCUGAACGGUACAAUGACCACAGCUGGACGGAUCCCAGGGUGAUUCUCAGCGGGUCGUGCAGUACAUCGCCGCUGUCGGACACUACUCUCGAGUUCGACACUCCGCCGAACUACAUCAACAGCGCCUUGCUUAGGCGGUGCGGCCUUGCGGUUACGAAAGAAGAGCUAAUUGCGAAAGAGGUGCUGAUCGCUAAAGAAAAUUUGAUUGCCAAGGAGAAGCGAAUGGCGAAGGAGAAGCGGAUUGCCCAGGAGGAGAUGAUUGCGAAGAGGGAGCACAACGAAGCUGUCGGAAGUGAACUUCCCACUUUCUUCCCGCACGGCUAUGAGACCAUAGACAGCAUGCAGCAGACAGAGAGGCUCAAUGCCCUCAUUCACGCAGAGGCGUGCAGAACUGAGGCGAUGUACCAUAUGCAGGGCAUCUCGCCGAUGCUGCUUCAGGUCCAGCAGCAGAGCCCGUAUCUUUGGGAUGCCACCCCGGUGAUGCCGACAACGGCGGAAGAGUUGGAGUAUUGGGCGGCUCAGACGGCGAGCUACUGUGACCCGAUGGCGUCGCAGCAGGCGCAGUUUGCGCCUCCUUUCAAUACUGAGGAUAUGCGCGCGUUCUCGCCGGUGAUGCCGGAGAGCGGCAACCAGACGGACCUGCCGAUGUGUCAGCCGGUGACAGCCUCGCAGCCGCAGAUGAAGACUGAAGAACAACCGCAUUUGAUGUCGAUGGUGCCUUUGAUUCCCAUGGUGCCAAUGGUGCCAACGAUGGCAAGGAUGCCAACGGUGCCUGUGAUGGCCUCCUCCUUCCAGCCGAGCUACGAGGCCUGGGACAAGGAACCGCUCGACUAUCGCAUGAAUGCCACGCUGGUCUCGUCGACAUCGGCCCCCUGCCCAUCCACCAGCCGCACUCAGCUGCCGGGCUUCAAGGGAUCCGACUGUGAGAGCAGCGACGACAAUGGCGGAAACGACAGGAAGGCCAGAAGCACGAGCCAGACGACUGGAGCCAACGGUGCUUCGCCCAGACAAAAAAGUCCUAUCUACAAGACCCGUCGGGUGACGCGUCGCCAGCAGCAGCAGAAGGCGGGCAGCCUCGAGAAGAACGCCGAGAUGGCAUCGCGUGCUGGCGAGUCUUCGUGCCAGCCGUGUGCUGCUGGUCCCUCGUACCAGCACCGCGAGGCCGAGCCGUGGACGACGCUGCUUCCUCUCCGAUCCGCCGUCACUAUGGACGACAUUGCGGCCGCUGGGCUUGGCCAUCGGGACUGUCCUACCGGCCUCCAGCAGCAGACACAGUCGCUUGCGAGCCACCAGACGGCGCUGUCGCCAUCGGCCGAGUCGCUGCUCUCGGAGGCAAGCCAGAUGGCCCUGCAGAGCCAGAUGGAGGAUCGCCUGCGCAAGGACAACUUUCUGAUCGAGCAGAAGCGUGCUGGCCUCACGUACAAGCAGAUCCGCCGCCUGGGCGGCUUCCAAGAGGCCGAGUCGACGCUGCGCGGACGCCACCGCACGCUGACUAAGCCGAAGGAGGAAAGAGUCCGCAAGCCGGCCUGGACAGAGAUGGAUGACCAUCUGCUCCGCCGGGCCGUGCGUAAGCUCAGCCGUGGUCGCGACAGCGCAAAGGCCAAGAUCUCGUGGAAGGCUGUGGCGGACUAUAUUUACGACUGUGGUGGUUCGUAUCACUUUGGUAACACAACCUGCCGCAAGCGGUGGGACUCUCUGGUGGCGCACAACUGA